AUCAGGUGUUGGCCUUCUCUGGGACGUCUGCGGCGGCCUAGCUGGCCGGCGGCGUGAAAGCAGCGAGCCCAACCUCCCCGUUUUGGGCGCCGGCUUUGUUUCUGGAAAAGCCACCCGGGACCGGCGACUCCCGCCAGGAGGUUGAUCCCUCAGGGGCGACUCGAGCCGGUUGCCACCAAAAGCCCCGCGCUUUCCCAUUGACGCGCAUCGCCAGGUGACUCAAACCUACGUCACCCGCAGCCAGCCAAAAGACGGUCUCCUUUCCUUGGGAAAGAGGAGCAGCCAGCGACACUCGGCAGCCGCUCGAUGCUCUCUUGCAAGCCGCUCGACCUGGGAGCGUCGUCCACGGAGGGCUGGAGGUGCACCUGCUGCGAGGGAGCACUUUUCUGCGGCAGCGGGCAGCCAAGCCCUCCGCGCUGAGGAGGGGCGAAGAGAGGCCGGAGCAGCCAGCCAGCAGGCGCCGCAAGAGCGGAGCGCGGCUCGGUGCAAGCGCAGCGCGGCGACUUGGGGAGAGCGAGUGCGUCAGAGCGCGCGGCUUUGCAUGCCAAUCUGCGAACCUCGAGCUCUGGGCGGCUUCUGUGCAAGGAGUUGCGAGGGUCCCGCUUCACCAACUCAGCCCAUCCUUCUUCCUGCGCCCCGCUCGGAGGAACUCCUUGCUGGCCGGUCGGCGAGCCUCAGCAGCUGGCCGCCACGGAGGGCCCACAGAUGAUCAAGAUCUGAGGGCUGGUCUCCAAAGGUAGUGCCUGCCCUUACAGCUACCAUCUUGCUCCCACGAAUCCUUUCCUAAAGUCGGAGUGACUGAACCAGAUCAUCUCGAUGCCUAAGAACAGCAAAGUGACACAGCGGGAACACAGUAAUGAGCCUGUCACAGAAUCAGUGGCUGACUUACUGGCUCUUGAGGAGCCCGUGGACUACAGAAACAGCAUCUUAAAUGUGGCUGCAGAAAACUGGAACAAGCAGCAGGAUGGAGAGGCAGUGGGCGAGGACAGGCCAGCAUGGAACAGCAAACUGCAGUACAUUCUGGCUCAGAUUGGCUACUCUGUGGGGCUGGGGAACGUCUGGCGGUUUCCAUAUUUGUGUCAAAAGAAUGGUGGAGGUGCUUAUCUUGUCCCAUAUCUGGUACUACUUAUCCUAAUUGGAAUUCCACUCUUCUUCCUGGAGUUGGCUGUGGGCCAGAGGAUUCGCCGGGGCAGUAUAGGAGUUUGGAAUUAUGUCUGCCCCCGGUUAGGAGGCAUUGGAUUUGCCAGUUGCCUUGUCUGCUUGUUUGUUGGACUUUAUUACAAUGUGAUCAUAGGAUGGAGCAUCUUUUACUUUUUUAAAUCCUUCCAGUACCCUCUGCCUUGGAGUGAGUGCCCCAUCUUAAAAAAUGGCACAGUAGCAGUGGUGGAACCAGAAUGUGAAAAAAGCUCUGCUACUACCUUCUUCUGGUACCGUGAAGCCCUGGAUAUUUCCGACUCCAUUUCAGAGAGUGGUGGGCUCAACUGGAGAAUGACUGUAUGCCUGUUGGCAGCUUGGAGCAUUGUGUGCUUGGCCAUGAUAAAAGGAAUCCAGUCUUCAGGGAAGGUGAUGUAUUUCAGCUCCCUCUUUCCUUAUGUGGUGCUGAUUUGCUUCCUGGUCCGAGGACUGCUGUUGAGGGGAGCAAUAGAUGGCAUCCUGCACAUGCUCACUCCCAAGCUUGAUAAAAUGCUGGAUAUCCAGGUGUGGCGAGAAGCAGCCACUCAGGUCUUCUUUGCCCUUGGACUGGGCUUUGGUGGAGUUAUUGCUUUCUCCAGUUACAACAAACAGGACAAUAACUGCCACUUUGAUGCAGCCCUGGUCUCCUUCAUCAAUUUCUUCACCUCCAUCUUGGCCACACUAGUAGUCUUUGCUGUGCUGGGCUUCAAAGCCAACGUCAUGAAUGAGAAGUGUGUGAUUGAGAAUGCUGAGAAGAUCCUGGGUUAUCUGAACGCCAAAAUCCUGAGCCAUGAACUUAUUCCACCCCAAGUGAACUUCUCCCAUCUCACGGCCAAGGACUACAGUGAGAUGUAUGAUGUGAUCAAGAUGGUAAAGACAGAUCACUUCCAGGAGCUGGGACUGGAUCCCUGUUUACUGGAAGAUGAGCUUGACAAGUCAGUGCAGGGAACUGGCCUCGCGUUCAUAGCUUUCACGGAAGCAAUGACCCACUUCCCAGCAUCUCCUUUCUGGUCAGUCAUGUUCUUCCUGAUGUUGAUAAAUCUGGGUUUGGGAAGCAUGAUUGGGACCAUGGCUGGCAUCACCACACCUAUCAUUGACAUGUUCAAAGUACGGAAGGAAGCAUUAACAGUUGGCUGUUGCAUCUUUGCUUUCCUUGUGGGGCUGAUCUUUGUGCAGCGUUCAGGCAACUACUUCGUCAACAUGUUUGAUGAUUACUCGGCGACCCUGCCGCUCACUCUUGUGGUGAUCCUGGAGAACAUUGCUGUGGCUUGGAUUUAUGGUACCAAGAAAUUCAUGCAAGAAUUAACAGAAAUGCUGGGUUUUCGACCUUACCGGUUCUACUUCUACACAUGGAAGUAUAUCUCUCCCAUCUGCAUGGCUGGCCUAAUGACAGCCAGCAUAAUCCAGCUAGCAGUCAGUCCCCCAGGUUACAAUGCCUGGAUCAGAGAAGAGGCUGCAGAGAAAUAUCUCUAUUACCCAAAGUGGGCUAUGGGCAUCCUUGUUUCGCUGAUCAUCCUGGCCACCCUUCCUCUUCCUGUAAUCUUCAUCCUCCGUCAGUUCCACCUGGUGUCCGACGGUUCCAAUGCUCUGUCUGUCACAUACAAGAAGGGACGUAUGAUGAAGGACAUCUCCAACUUGGAAGACAAUGAUGAGACACGUUUCAUCUUGAGCAAAGUACCCAGCGAGACCCCUUCCCCAAUGCCUACGCAUCGGUCUUAUCUGGGCCCAGGGAACACAUCCCCUAUGGAGAUGAGCAGUGUUGCCAAUGGGCGCUAUAGCAGUGGGUACCUCAUGGCCACCACCCCUGAAUCUGAACUGUGACAGUCCACAAGCAACACUCUCUUACUUCCCAGGUGAAGGAGAGGAGGUCACAGAGAAGGAACCUGUGCUUUAGAAACCCUUCCCAGCAUUUGCAGCUGCCAUGAGCCAGGUGACGUCAGGGGAGUUUAAAGGUGGGAUAGGGCCUUCCUGCUGGCAAUUUCCAGAUAAAAUACCAGAUCCCUUCUCAGUGAAUAACAGUAAUAAGACAUUGCAAUAAAUUUUAUGGGCAUAGGGAAAGUUUUUAGCCAAUUGAUCCUGAACAAUAUUACUCAUGUUCAAGCAAUCGGAGAUUGGAAAAGGGAGUCAGAUUAGGGCAGCAGCCAAAGCAAAGGUUUCAUGUCUCCUGGAGCUCUCUGCUUGUCCUUCUUCCUUUUUCUCUAGCUGGGAGAAGAGAUUGCCUCAUUCCACUGAGUAUACCUAGCCACCACUAUUCAUAGCACCAUAAAGAUUAAUGUCUUGACAUGGAUACUAGCAGACCACUUGUGGUUUUACACGCUGAUAAUAUCCAAAAUGCACAUCCUUGGUGAAGACUUUUUACAAGUCUGAGCCAAGAUAUAUUUGAUGUAGGCAGCACAUUUACAAGGCCUGGCUGUACCAUCACAUGAUAUCUGCCAUGGCAUUACUGAUGUUGGAUCAAAAACGUGUAAGGGUGGAGGGGAUCUUGUUUCAGUGAAGUUUGCAUUGGCACACUUCUUAAUGUUACUCACAGUGUUCCUCUACCCAAAGCUGGCCUGUGCAGUGGCACAGAUUCAGGAAUGUGCUAGGCAUGUAAGGUCAGGAUUUCAAAUCUGUCGCACCAGUGUCAGUUCUGAGCAUUCAUGGUGUCACUCCUGACAUCUUGUUCUUGGCUUUGACCUCAGACAUUUUAUCAGGUAUGCUAUAUGGAUGAAAACUCUUCCAAUAGCAACUGUUCUUUACAGGGACAUGGAGUCCAGGUCAGGGUCUUCCCACAUAUAAAUUUAUGGGGUAUUAAAAGCACUGUUUAAAAAAAAAAAUCCAGUGUGCAGGCCACACAUCUUCAUUCAAGGUAGCACAAGUGUGUAGGAUCUAUCACAAUAUUGGAACAAUGUGCUUAAUUUCUGAGGAAAUGUAAUGCUUCAUUCCGAUACAUUGCUGUUGUAAUUGCAGUGUGGAAUGUGAUUGUUUACAUGUCACAGUCACCUAUUGGAUAGAGCUGAUGCCAUUACAAAUGACAAAGACACCGUUCUUGUCUAUGCUCAGCCCUGUUCAGUUGGUGAUUCAGACGUGCUUUGCCUUUUUCUUUUUAAAAUUAUAUUAUUAUUGGGCAGCAUCCAGACUAAGUGAGUCACAACUAAAUCCAUUGAAAUUAAUGGGACUCAGAUUAGUCAUGACUAACAUGUCUCAUUGAUUUCAGUGGUGCUUACUCACGACUAACUAGUCUGGAUGCUUCCUAUUUUUUUAUUUUAUUUUAGCUACUUGGAACAUGUGCACUUCUCUGCUGCACAAAUCAUGUGGCUCAUGUAGUGAGAGUCUUUUAAAAGUUGUUCAGAUGUGCCACAUAAUGUUUGAACCUUCAAGUGGUGAAUAUAAGACCUAUUCCCUUCCCUUUCUCCCACCACAAAAAGGAGGAUAUAUGCAAAGGAACCUUGUGCUGUUGCUGCUGCAAGAUCACUGGUGGAAUCAUUAUGUGGUGGCUAACUUGUAAACAGUGUGUGCUUUAAGUGCUCGUGCAGAGAGAGUGGGGUGCAAAAGUUGAGGUGAUUGGAUAUGACUGGGUACUCCCAGCAGAAAGACGCAUGGCCAAAACUUCCCUUGGUUUUCCCCACUGGGGAGUCUUAUUCUCAGCCUCGGGAACAGAAGUUCCCAGAGUUCAGUGGCCUUAAGUUAGGCCUUAAUGCCUGACUCAGGAAGUGCAGCUUGCAGCAAGCACCAAUGCUGGUUCCAGAAUUAGGACUGGUCCCUUCUUGCAACCAGCAACCCUGUGGAAGUCACUUUAUAUCACUUCCCACAGAGGCUGCCUCCUUGUGGCAAGCUACUUGGGCACAGAAGCUGGCCAUAACACAGACUGAGGGAUGUUCUCCAAACCAGGGAUUCUCAACGUUGGAUCCCCGGAUGUUUUUGGACUUCAACUCCCAUAAUCCCCAGUCCCAGUGGCCUUUUGUUGGGGAUUAUGGGAGUUGAAGUCCAAAAACAUCUGAGGACCCAAUGUUGAGAAUCCCUGCUCCAAACCACUGGAGACUUAAAAAAAAAAAAGAAUUAAAAUCAUCAUCAGCAUCAAAAGUCUUCGUGUAGUGCAAGAAAAACCUCCCAGAGAGAGUCAUUGCACAUGAACAAUUUGCUGCACUGCCAAAGAAUGUUGUUUAAAACCGCUGCAUGGCAGCCUUUUCCUGUGUACCUGACCUGACCUGAGCACCUUGUCUUGUGUCUGUAAUCUCUUGGUGUUCUUCCUGUUAGCAAUGGAUACUAUUUGCAGAGUCUCAGCACUUCCCCUUAGCUUGCAGUCUAUGACACUUCCUAGAUCCUAUUGGAGGAAGGGAAUUCCUCAUUUCAGUUGGAAAGACAUUUAUGCCAGCACAUGCUUUGGCUUGACUUACCUUACCUUCAUUAGAUAUGCAAGGUCUUCUCCCCAGUUUCUGCUUUUGUCUUCAGGUUGUAUCAUUCUCUGUCUUUAAAGGCUCUGAAACUCUCUUGCAGCUUCCCUUCAUUCCACUGGCCUCUUCUGGACUAUUUGAUUUGUCUCUGACUUGCUUUGAACAGCAUUUUGGUCCCUUUGAACAGGACCUUAGGUGCUGAGAAACUGUGAUACAAACCCUUUGCCCUUCAGGAAAGGUUAUUGCACAUGCCUUUGAACCCAUUUUGCAAAAAUUAACUAUCAAGUCCUUUGCAAGUGGGAAAAUAGAGAUACAAGUUGUUGUGUCAGUGUGUGAAUCAGCAACAGAACUGAGAGUGGAAGCCUAGGUUUCUACCACAGGCCUUUAUCUUUAUCCAUGUGGUUUAAGGACAGUAAUACAGCUGCCAAGAGAACUUCCUUUGAAAUCCUUUAUCAAAAUACAGUAAUAGUUUCCGUGCCAGUAGCCCACAGACCAGAUUAUCUUUAUUCUCUCAUUGUGGAGCUCAUUCAAAAAGGGGUGAGGGGCUGUAGGAAGAACAUUGGGCACAGUAAUCUGAAGCAGGACAUUCUAUUGUCCGGAUUCAUAGAUGUCCUGGGUUCUUAAAACAAAGAACCUUUUAAAAGAGGGUUAACUGAUUAUUUGGACAGAAUAGCCAGGCUGAGAAAUAGCAUCACUGUGACAUCACCAGAGUAUGCACAUUAGUAGCUCACAACAUUUUACAAUUCCUCUUUUUAUUCUCUCUGACAACUCAGCUUUUCAUUUGGCUUCAGGCUGGCCAAGUGCUAUUAAAUACUUAUGCUUAGUUACUGUUAAGUGUCUCCAUUUCACAUACUGGAUUAUUUAAAUGAGUCCAUUUGCCACAGACAAACAAUGCAGUCUAAACACAGGGAGGGUGCUUGCAUACAUAUACAAAUGGUCAAUCGAUCCUCUUUUUGUAUUUCGGACACCUGUAUUGUCCUUGUUCCAUAUGCAUAACCUAUCACAGAGCAACAUAUUGCAAAUAACCCUCACAGAGGCAGUUAUUUGACAUAAAAGACACAAAAUAAGACAUACUCUGUCACAGUACUGGAAUGGCUAAAGAUCAGAAAUAAGUUGGGUGUUCUGCUGGUAUGUGAACCAAGAUAGCUCUAUUGGUAUGAAUGAAUUUGAAGGACUGCUACCUACUGGCAGUUUGAUUCAGUGGGUGAUUAAAUCUAGCAUUUGCCUAACUGACCAAGUGCGUGCCAGUGGGUGGCACUGUUUUACUAUGUCCAACCUAAAGGCUGGUCUACAUAUUCAAGCCGUGCUUAUUUUCUUCAUGUAGUGUAUGGUUAUAUGAUGUAAUGAAACAAUGUGAAUCAGGCCAUACAUAGAUACAGAUGCAGCCAUUUCCACAACCGAGGUGGCACUUUUCCAAGGCUCUGUGUCAGAUCAUGGGGAUUGAGGCUUUCUCCAUAUAUCUCCUGUUUCACACAAAUGUUUCUCAUAAGAACAUAGUCAGACUAUUGGUCCAUCUAGCUCAGUAUUGUCUCAGGCCUGCUCAACUUAGGCCUCACAGCUGUUUUUGAACUACAACUCCCAUAAUCCUCAACCACAGUGGUCAAUAGCCAGGAAUUAUGGGAGUUGUAGGCCAACAUCUGCAGGAGGGUCAAAGUUGAGCAGCCCCGGCAGAGGCUUCUCCUGGGUUUCAGGCACAAGUCUUUCCCAGCCCUACAUGGAAAUACCAGGGAUUCAACCUGGGACUCUCUGCAUGCAAGGCAGUUGCUCUGCUACUGAGCUACAGCCCCGUCCCCAAUUCUCCAUGUAACUAAGUAUCUCUGUAUGCAGUCAUAUGGAGAAAAUGUGAGGAGCUUGGAUGUCUGUAUGUUUUUUUAAAAAAAAUUGUUAAAUUUAUAUACUGCCUUUCAUUAAAAACAAUCUCAAGGCAGUUUACAAAAGUUAAAAACAUACAAUAAAAAUGACAAUAAAAAUAUUAAGCUAAAAAUAUAAAACCAAUCUAAUUUAAAAUCUAUAAAAUACAAACAUAAAAACUAUAUGCAAGUAAAACACAUAGAAGCAGCAAUAAAAACAAUCAUGUAAAGGCCUGGAUAAAAAGCCAAGAUUUAACAAGCUUUCUAAAAACUGUGAUGGAGUCAGAGGAGCGAAUGGCCACUGGGAGAGCAUUCCAAAGUCUGGGGGCAGCAACAGAGAAGGCCCUGUCCCGAGUGCACGACAGCCAAGCCUCCCUCAUUGUCGGCACCCGGAGCAGAGCCCCCUCAGAUGACCUUGUCAAGCAGGCAGCAACUCUUGGGAGCAGGUGGUCCCUCAAGUACCCUGGGCCCAAACCGUUAAGGGCUUUAAAGGUCAAAACCAGCACCUUGAAUUGGACCUGAAAAUGAACUGGCAACCAGUGCAACUCUUUCAGAAUGGGUGUGAUGUGCUCCCACCGGGCAGCUCCAGAUAAAACCCUAGCUGCUGCAUUUUGCACUAGCUGUAGUUUCUGGAUAUUCUUCAAGGGCAGCCCCACUUAGAGCACGUUACAGUAAUCCAGCCGUGACGUGACUAAGGCAUGGGUAAAUGUGGCCAGAUCUGCCUUCUUGAGAAAGGGUUGCAGCUGGCGCACUAGCCAAAGCCGUGCAAAGGCACCCCUGGCCACCACCUCCACCUGAGCUUCCAAAAGCAGAGCUGGUUCCAGUAGUACCCCCAAGCUGCGUACUUGCUCCUUCAAGGGGAGUGCAACCCCAUCCAGAACUGAUAAAAUCUCCUCAUCCCGAUUGGCUCUCCUACUGACCAACAGUACCUCCGUCUUGUCUGGAUUCAAUUUCAGUUUAUUAGCUACAUCCAACCCAUCACGGCCUCGAGCCCCCGAUUCAGGACAUCCACCGCCUCCCUAGGAUCAGGUGACAAGGAGAGAUGGAGCUGAGUGUCAUCUGCAUAUUGCUGACAACUCAGUCUAAUUCCCCGGAUGACCUCUCCCAGCGGUUUCAUGUAGAUGUUAAACAGCAUGGGGGACAAGUCUGAACCCUGCGGGACCCCACAGGCCAAUGACCAUGGGGCCAAACAGGAGUCCCCCAGCACCACCUUCUGGACCCUCCCCCCAAGAAAGGACCGGAACCACUGCAAUGCAGUACCUCCGAUUCCCAUACUCAAGAGGUGGCCCAGAAGGAUACCAUGGUUGAUGGUAUCGAACGCCGCUGAGAGGUCCAGCAGAACCAACAGGGACGCUCUCCCCCUGUCUAGUUCCUGGUGUAGGUCAUCCACUAGAGCGACCAAAGCAGUCUCAGUCCCAUAUCCGAGGUGGAAGCCAGAUUGAAAAGGGUCCAGAUAAUCUGUAUCAUCCAAGACCCUCUGCAGCUGGGAUGCCACCACAGGCUCUAUCAUUAUGACAGAACAUGGCACAAAUCAUGUGUACAAAGCCAGUUCCUUCAUGUUGCUUCCGCCCUAAUGUAAAUACAUUACUAUUUCAAUGAAACUUAAUUUCAUUGAAACUUAUUUCCACCAUAUCAAGGAUCAGGGUGCUAUUGAAUUGUGAGGUGUCAACUGAUACGGUAUAACUGAUAUCCAUUACUGGAAUCUGAUGAUUACGAAGUGGCUCCUUCAGAUUCUAAAGGGUGGAUAUAUACAGGCACAACCUGGUAUUACAAUGGUUGGUCUCAGUGGAGUUUUGCUAUCUAACCGCAACUGAGGCUCUAGUUGACAUUUGGUUCUUAUCCCUGCUGACUUCCAUAUGUAUGGCUGGAAUUGAGAGAUCCAAGCAGAGGCUCCUUGGGCUUGGAAUCUGCGCAGUUAAAUGGAACAUUAUCCCUGGUAUACUGACCCUCUUGUGAAGCAGUUGUGAGGCUUGGCAUUUUAGACAAAUGAGAAUGCCUUGAGCUUGCUGCUUAUUGUUUGUGGUGGCAAAUUGGGAAUCUUGAAAGGGAAGGGAUUCAGCUGAAAGAAUUGCUGUCUGGAAGGUUUCUCUUUUUAUUUUCUCCUCCUCUUUCUGUAUUGCGCUCCCCCCGCCCCCUUUUCCUGCCUCCCUUUCCUGCCUCAGAAAUAAACUAUGGUGCUCAGGACCAGGAAGUAGCCAUGCUAGGCUAUUGGGAACCAUAGAUAUCUACUUCAGAAGAAGGUGAGCAUAGCAAAAUCACUCUCUUGAGGAAAUUCAUUAUGAGCUUCAUUACUCUUUCCCUAUCUAUGCCCCUUCCUCCUCCUCCUCUCUUCCAAGUACUUCUUUAGAACAAAGAUGGACAAUGGAGGGCUUCUAGAUCUGUACAGUAUAAGUGUCUUUCUGCUGGUGCUGAUUCUCAACUUCUGUACAUCGGCACAUCACUUAUGGAGUUCAUUGGGGUAGACAUAGGCUAAUGGCAAUCAAUGCACUGGAGUCAGUGGAUCAGAUCCUCAAAUGAAGCAGAUCCAUGUCAUGCUGCAAUAGAUCUUGGCCACCACCUAGUGGGACAUGCUUAUGAUUUUGCAGUGGGCCCAUUGCAUUUCCUUCUCUCAUCAUGUGGUGUAGUUCCAGUGGCAAUGGGAAGACAAAGAAACACUAUAUUAUGUAUAUACAGAGAAAAUAAUCUAGAGAUUCUAUUUCUAUUGUAUAUUUAUUCUGUAAAUGUUGGUGUAAAUUCUGUUAAUGACAGACAUAUUCCAAAGUGAUCCGUGAACUAUUUUCAUUCUCAGUGCUGUACAGAUCUAUUUUAUUGUAUCUUUGAUAUAUAUUUAUAAUUUUUUUAGUGUAUGAUUGGUGACCACACCCUGCUGAGCUGUCCACAAGGGGGGUGGGGGGGGAGCACAGAGGGGCACUGCCUUCAUUAUUUCUGUGGAACUAUAACAGUAUUACAUUGUGUCAUUUUGCUAGGUAUUAGACUUGGGAAGUGGUGGGAUUACAUAUUAGUUGCCUUGAGCAGUUGCUCCAUUGAGUCUGUGUGUGUGUCUGUGUUAAGGCUUGUAACUGACGUUGUAUUUAUGUUUGUUACAUUAGGGUUAGCUUUUCCUAUAAUCCAGUCACUUUCUAGGCCAUUCUGUAACUUCUGUUAUUAUGAUAUUCUCUGAUAGUGAGCAUGGCCUGGUUUCCUCAAAUUUAUGGCUUAUUCAGAUAGGGAUAAAACUGAUGCACUACAUGGUUUUGUGACCAUGCUCUGACUAUAUCUCAUAGCUUCAAGAAUGAGCCAAAAAUUAUGAUCACAUACUAAAGCAUUGAAAUAUAGAGAUGGCUGGGAAUAGACAGGGAGCUUCUGAAGUCAAAAUAGAAUUUCUACCUUGGCUUUUAGUGUAGGAAGGGUAUUGUGGCCUUUAUUCAUGGGAAAGCACCUGUUGAAUACUAGAUGUUGUUAUCAGAUGGGUCCAAGCUCUGCAAAAACAGCACAAUGGCUAACUGAUAAUGGACCAAUUGAAAGUAUUAUUAGAAAAUGCCCUAUCUGCUGUUGAGCUUCCUCCUUAUCUGAUACCUUAUCUGCCCACUUCAGAUAGGCUCUUCUAGCACAAACUACACAUCCAUGAAGCACAAAAUCCCAGAAGGGAAAAGCAACAUUCCAGUACUCCUCCCAGCAAUGCAGCCUACCUGGAUCAUAUCCCACAAUUAUUGUAUUUUCACUCUAAGUACCUGGGAGCUAGCCCAGAAUGCAAAAUGAAUCCAGUUGGUGGGGUACUUUUCCUUGACACACUUUCUAUAUUUUGGCUCAGUGGACAUGAUCAAAUCACAUCAGAUUUCCACCUUUGAUACAGCCACACAAUACUGAAAUGGUUAUCCUAUGGAGGAAUACCAGUCAUAACUCUGAUAAGCACACUUAACCUGUUUAUUAAGAGCCCCUGGUGGCACAGUGAUAAAACUGCCGCCCUGUAACCAGAAGGUUACAAGUUCGAUCCUGACCAGGGGCUCAAGGUUGACUCAGCCUUCCAUCCUUCCGAGGUCGGUAAAAUGAGUACCCAGAAUGUUGGGGGCAAUAUGCUAAAUCAUUGUAAACCGCUUAGAGAGCUUCGGCUAUAGAGCGGUAUAUAAAUGUAAGUGCUAUUGCUAUUAUUCUUAAUUCAGUGUGGCCAGCAGCCAAUACUGUAACUAGAUAAAUAGUACUGAUCAUAGAGGAGAUUUGUGCCCCAAUCCCGAGAAGUAAAUCCACACAUGGUAGCAGGCUUCCAUAGACUUCUCUGGAUCAGGAUCUGUGGGCUUAAAUGGAUGCACACUGAGAUGCUCAUCCAAAUGUGGAUGUUGUGUAUCUGCACCACAUUGCUUUUCAACUGGAUGUCUAUCCCCAUCCACAUGUGUUGCAACUAAGUACAAACAUGAGUGACAAGCUAGAUGGGGGUGAUAGGCUCCAAAGACAUUAUCUUGUUGUGAAAGUGGUUUGAAAGCAAGUCCUUCAAAUGUUAACCAUUGUAUCUUUGUUGAUUUAACUAAAGAGUGGGAGGUGAGCUUUUAGGAAUGCUCCAAAGGAAAUGUGGUUAUAUCUCAAAUCUGAAAGCCUAUACAUAAUCUGUAGUGUUAAUCAGGACGUAUACUCCCAACCAUUUCUGGCUCAUUUGGGACAUCAUAAACUGAGCCCAAAUGUACUGUAUCACAUUAUGCCUGUUACAAGAUCAUUUCUGUUCAACUCCAAAUUGCAAUUUGUGUCCUAAAAAAAUGUUUCAAAAAUCAGUGUUGGAUAAAGGUGUGAUAAGUCAAUACAGCAAUGUCACCAAUAUGCCAGUUGAUACCUAAUGACAUCAGAACGGAUUGACUGUGGAUAUGGUAACAAAAUAUUAACAGCCCAAUCCUAUGCAGAGUUUGCUAUGCCUGAUUUUGCAUUGGAUCAGCCUGUAAAUCAACUCUACGACGGGUUCAUCAUAAAGUGUAGUCAAACUGGGUAGUCUGUACCACCCUGAAAAUGAGUCAAAAAUGACCACCCCUUAGUUUCAUCCAACUGAGCUAGCUCCAUAAAUGCUAUGGGUCUGGGAGGAGCCCAGGGUACUCUUCUCAAGAAUCCUGUCCUUUCCCCAAGAAUCCUGUCCUGGGUGUUGCUUUUCUUCACUUUGUCUCAGGACUAUAUUAUGUUCAAGCAAAUGCUCCCACAUACAGACCAGGCUGUCUGUAGUACAUUGCCCUACAGCUUCUAAUCAAACAUUUGAGAAGAGAUAGCCGUUAAUGCCACAUGGAGGGAAGUUGCUGACCUUCUUAGCAAACUCUUUUUAUCCCCUUGGGUAUCUUAUGCAAGAACAAAUUGACUAGUCACAUACAGGAUAUUCAUGCUACAGUCUUGUAUUUUGGACUUGUAUAAUGUGCCAUUGGAGGUGGUCAGCAAGCAGCCACAAGAGGCACCUGGCACAAGUCAGGAACUCUGAAUGUGUCCGACUUCACUCCUAGCAAAUUCAUUUUGAAGGAUUUCUUGGUUCCACCUGUAGAGUUUCUUCUUCACCCCAGUGCUCAGCCCUCGGCAUGUUUGUGUAUUGGGCAUAGCUGGCCUAUGCAGUUCAAAGGUGGUUCCUAAAAGCAAGUCCAAACCGUGAUAACUUCUUGCUCUGGGAAUAUAAAAAAACUUUGUACCUCAACAGAAUGGCAGAGGUUGAGAGAUGGCCUUUCCCAGAAUCCACAACUGAGGGGUCAUCUGAAAACAUUCACCUGAAGAACUGGGGCACCCUGGGGACAAGAGAGAGGGAAAGGGUCAGAGUGCCUUUGAAUCUGAUCUACUAUGCUUUAUGGUCUGGUCUGAGUAGCAGGGCCUUGAAUCACCAAAGGGAUAUUUCUAGCUGUGGUGAAGAAAAAGCACUUGGGGUGGGCCUAGGAAAUCUUCCUAAUUUAAACACCACGAAGCAAUUAAACUCGGAAAGCACAUGCCUCAGAUGAAAUCUUACUGUACAGGAAAAAAGCACAGAUUGUAGUGACUUGUCUCAUAUACUUUGUAGCUGGCGUAACUAACCAUAUGCACCCUGUGUCAGCAGGAGAAUUCUGUUGUAUGGGAGAAAUAACUAUGAAAACCCAUAGCAGCCUGCAAUUAAAAGAACUUAUUCUUUACCAUG
Molecule: messenger RNA, 13493 nt
Organism: Hemicordylus capensis (graceful crag lizard)
Lineage: Eukaryota; Metazoa; Chordata; Lepidosauria; Squamata; Cordylidae
Gene: SLC6A17
Product: solute carrier family 6 member 17
Exons: 12
Coding region: 817-2994 (725 amino acids)
Biological process (GO): proline transport; alanine transport; glycine transport
Cellular component (GO): plasma membrane; synaptic vesicle
Source: RefSeq, a predicted model, not a curated record